Messenger RNA from Neltuma alba, 2411 nucleotides. Its product is annotated as ABC transporter F family member 4. NCBI's taxonomy places the organism in Eukaryota, Viridiplantae, Streptophyta, Magnoliopsida, Fabales, Fabaceae. The transcript is spliced from 7 exons. Bases 391 to 2163 code for a protein of 590 amino acids. Gene Ontology annotation, biological process: chromatin remodeling. The record is from RefSeq and is a predicted model, not a curated record. Gene Ontology annotation, cellular component: Ino80 complex.
CAAACAAAAAAAAUAACACAUAGGUGGGUUUGGGUGUGGAAUUAGCAAAAAAUGGUGAACAAGGAGAUAAUUAGUCCUCUCUCACCUUUACCACCAGCACCACCUCCACUCUCUCUCCACUAUCCCUAUUCCCAUCCAACUCCUCUAACCCUAAUCCCCAAAUUCAUCUCUUUCUUCUUCCGUCGUCUUCCUUUUUCCCUUCGCUUUUUCCCUCCGCCUCCGCCCGACAUUUGGCUUCAAAGCUCUCUGCUUUUCUCUUACUUCGGUUCUCCUCCACUGCAUUCCUGCUUCUCGCUAGGUUUUCGAUCUUUUUGGUCGGGGAGAUUUGUAUUCGACCUCUGAGUUGUGGAAGAAGCAGCAGAAAAGCUGUGCUAUCAUAAAAAUUCUCUUAUGGAAGACUUAAGUGGUACACGGUUUGAUGCUAUUGGCAUUGCAGUAAGGAAGAGGAGGAGUCAAACUUCUCGCAGACCUCGACCUGAUUCACAGCCUACUUCUGAAGGACAUGAUCUGUACCCUUUGUCAUCUACAUCACCUUCAGAUGACGUGGCCAAGGCUUCUAGUGAUGAGAAUGCCGGUUGUGAUUCUAAUUCUAAAAGAAAAGAAUUUAACCUUAACCAAUGUUUCUCUCGAGUCUCCUCUUCUGCCACACCCGAAAAUGAUAAGCCUCUUAAGAAUAAUAAAAAUGACGUAGGAUUCCAUGUGUUUUAUAAUAAUGAACCUAGACAGAGUGGAUUAUCUAAUAAACGCUGUAGUGAAGGUGUCCUUGCUCCUGCUAAUUGGAAAGGCUCUAGCAAAUUAAAAGAUAGCUUGGAAUCAGAAUCAAAAAGUGGGGAUGCGAAUGGUGGAAGGAAUUUGGAGUGGCUGAAUUCGGAACAUUCAGGAGUUCAUCCGGAUGGAGCAGGGAAUGAAAGCAGGGUUAAGAAGGUUAAACUCAAGGUUGGUGGUGUGACACGGACUAUUCAAGCCAACUCUGUAUCUAAUGGGGCAUCAGGAAAUGGAUUGGCUGUAAAGAGCUCUCAGACAUCUGAUUCUUUCAAACAACGUCCAAAGCAAAAGGGAAAUUCAGAUGACAACCAUUCUUCUUCAGAUAAGAGGAGUGGCCUCCAGGGUGUUCCUUGGAAAGAUUUCCCUAAGGGUGGUUUUGGUUUUGGGAAGGAGGAUUCGAUCAUGGGGAAAACUCAUGGGAAGAAUGCGUCAGGUAAGCAAGGGGACAGGUCUGAACCAGUUCGUAAGAGCAAGAGAGUACCUAAGAGACGUGUACUUCAUGGGGAAUUUAGUGAUGAGGAGGAGGAGGAUAUUGAGAUUCGGUACUUGGAAAAGCUCAAAACUUCAAAAGUCUCUGCAGUUUACAGAGAUGAUGAAGAAGUAAGCAAGAAGCACAGAAAACUUUCUAGUGUCUCUAAUAUGGAAAAUGCUGCCUUAUCAAGGUCAGUCAAGGAUGACAAGAAAAAGUCCAGAUCAGAUAGAAUUUAUGAGGAUACAGAUUAUGAGGAAGAAGAGGAGACUGGGUCUGAUGGUGAGCGUGACGAUAGGAAAAAGAAAAAGCAGAGGAAGGAAUCUGUUGAUGUCUUGAUGGACAGUAAAAGAGAAAUAACUCUUACAACUCGCCAACGGGCUCUCCAAUCAAGUAAAGAUGCCUUGGCAUCUGGUUCAAGUUUAAUCGAAUUUCCUAAUGGAUUACCACCCGCUCCACCUAGAAAGCAAAAGGAGAAGCUUUCAGAAGUUGAACAACAAAUAAAGAAGGCAGAGGCUGCCCAGAGGCGAAGAAUGCAAGUAGAGAAAGCUGCCAGGGAAUCUGAGGCUGAAGCUAUCAGAAAAAUACUCGGUCAAGACUCCAGUAGGAAGAAACGAGAAGAGAAAAUGAAGAAGCGCCAAGAAGAACUGGCACAGGAGAAGGCAGCCAAUGCACGAAUGCUUGCGUCAAACACCAUCAGAUAUGUGAUGGGUCCUGCCGGGACUACUGUGACAUUUCCUGAGGAGAUGGGCCUCCCUAGGUUAUUCAACUCCAAACCUUGCGGGUAUCCUCCACCGCGAGAGAAGUGUGCGGGUCCAUCUUGUGGUAACCCAUACAAGUAUCGAGAUUCAAAGUCAAAGCUCCCGCUUUGCAGUCUCCAAUGCUACAAGGCAGUCCGGGAGCAGAUGGUGCCUGCAAAUACCAGUUGAUGUUACCUAAAGUCCCUCUAUCCGCGACUUCUGCCAGUUAUAUAUGGCUUCACAAGUGUUUAUAUCUCUUGGGUAUAGAUUUAGGGUAGAUCGAUUCUGAGCCAUUGCGAGAGCUAAUGUUGCGGAUUGUUCGUUUGCUGCGCCCUGCAUCUUUUUGGGUGAUGGUGCGAGUUAAAUGAAAAUGAAUAACCUUUGCUCUAGUUGCAUGAAAUUUAACGUGAUAAUAUACAAAUUGAUGAAGCAGAUAA